Molecule: messenger RNA, 929 nt
Organism: Lotus japonicus
Lineage: Eukaryota; Viridiplantae; Streptophyta; Magnoliopsida; Fabales; Fabaceae
Exons: 3
Coding region: 111-662 (183 amino acids)
Source: RefSeq, a predicted model, not a curated record
CUUCUCUUCAGCAAUCCUGAUUACAUAAACAAUAAGAAAAGAAAACCUUAAAAUUUUGUGUAUCCUCUUUCACAAAAACAGUUUCUUUAUUUUGCUAAACUCAACCCAUCAUGUCUUUCUCAGCCAAAUUGCCUUUGGUUCUUUUACUUUCUUCCCUCUUCAUCCAUGCAUCUUUUGCUGAGAUGGUAUGUGAGGACUUGCCAAAGGAGGUGUGUGCUUUCUCAGUGGCUUCAUCAGGGAAGAGAUGCUUGUUGGAGACGGAGAAGGGCGCCGAUGGUGGCGUCGAGUACCAAUGCAGAACAUCUGAAGUGGUGGUUGAGAGGAUGGCAGAGUACAUAGAAACAGACCAGUGUGUGGAGUCAUGUGGUGUUGAUAGGAGCUCUGUUGGGAUUUCUUCUGAUGCUUUCUUUGAGCCACAGUUCACUGGCAAGCUUUGCUCCCCUGCUUGCUACCAGAAGUGCCCCAACAUUGUUGAUCUUUACUUCAAUUUGGCUGCUGGAGAGGGUGUAUUUUUGCCAGAAUUGUGUGAGAAGCACAGAAGCAACCCCCAUCGUGCCAUGGUUGAGCUUGUAAGCUUUGGAGCUGCCCCUGGCCCUGUUUCUGAUGUUUCAUCAGAGGACAUUGUGUCGGCACCAGCCCCUGCCCCUGAAAUCUUCGCUUAAUAGCAUGUUUGGAUUAAUUUCUCUUUCCUCAUAAUCAAUUCUAGCAUCCAGGAAGCUGCUUGUAUUCCCGGAAUUGAUUUUGGCUACAGAAUGUAGAAGAAUUUUCAAAUCAUUAUUAUAUGCAUAUUACUGUAUUAGAGGAUACAAAGGGAAUAUAUAUGUGUUCAUUUUUACGGGUUGGGUUGUAUAAUCAAGAUUGAGUUGGGAACGGUGUUGAAUAUUCAUUUGUAGCUUAUGUUGUUCUAUAAAUUUCUUAGAUUUCGGAUU